This is a messenger RNA of Drosophila mauritiana, 2787 nucleotides long. RefSeq names its product coiled-coil domain-containing protein 40 (gene l(2)41Ab). Bases 70 to 2742 code for a protein of 890 amino acids. Gene Ontology annotation, cellular component: cytoplasm. The transcript has 6 exons. Gene Ontology annotation, biological process: axoneme assembly. The record is from RefSeq and is a predicted model, not a curated record. Lineage: Eukaryota; Metazoa; Arthropoda; Insecta; Diptera; Drosophilidae.
AAAAUAUACAACAUUACGAAGGCCGAAAUAUAUUUAGUUUUCAACACCUAUUUUUACAUAUAUUAUAAAAUGUCUGAUCCUGAAGACAUUGAUUGUGAUUUCCCCAUUAGCUUUGAGCCUAAUCCUGAGACAUCUCCUGAACCAGAGGAAAUGGGCCUUCUUCCCCCAAAUCACCCACUACUAAGCAAGUUUCAGGACUGUUUAAAGGGUCACUUAAUACGUACUAAACGUGAUAUAGAAAAUGAAAUUGCAGAAAUAAAACACCAUGUUAAACUGAGAGAACAGCGACGAGAGGAGCAAGGAUUGACAUUGUAUGAUAUGCAACAGAAAAUGAAAUUUCAAGAAAAACAAAUUAUGGAGUUAUCCGCUGUUAUAGAAAAACAUUUAAAAAAUCGACAAGAUGAAGAAUUUAACACAAAAACCUUAAAAGCGGAAAACGAAGAAAAAAUUAAGUUAACUAAGUCACAAAAAACUCUUUACCAUGAAAGAAUGGCAGAACUAGGUGACAUGCAAAGUUUAGGAAGUAACAUCAAAAGAUGGGCUUGUUCCGUUGAGGAUGAAGUAAAAAAUGCUAAACGCAUUGUUAGUAGAGACGCCCAGUUGCAAGACCAGCUAUCACAGGAAAAACGAAAAUCAGAUAUACUCUUUUAUCGGCUGGAUAUAGAAAUAAAAAAGAGAGAAAACGAGUUACUGUCGAUUUGUGAAGAAGAAGCUACAAUGAAAGAAGUGAUUAAUAUUUUAAAUAUGAGCAUAGCAAAUGCCAAUACAGAUUUAGAGGUUUUGCAAAAUGAACACAAACGGCUCACACAGGCAUGGAACGAGGUUAUUAUAGCCAUUCAGUUGAGAGAUAAAAUUUUAUUUCAAGUACAAAGCGCAGCAAGAAAACACAGGGAGGCAAUGAAACACAAUAUAGCGGGAAUAGAAGCUAUCAAAAAACAAAUUGGAAAGGAAAUGGAACUAAAUAAAAAAUUGGAUUCAUUUAAGCAACGACUGGCAGAUGAAACUAAUUCCUUAAGAAGGGAAUGUCAGGAUGAAAGCGAUUCUCUUUCGAAGAUGCAAGCAAAGCUAGAUGACCUGCCAGAGUUUUUGAAUACAACAGAAGCUGAUUUACAAGAUGCUUUACGAGAGGGAACUCAUCUAUUCACAGAAAUUCGAAAACUAGACAUCGCCUUGGAUAAAUUUUUUACGCAAAAGUUUCGCACUGAGGAAACAAUUUUAAGGUUAGCGCAGGAUCACUUAAUAACAGACAAGGCUACCGCUUACCGUUUGAAGCUAUUAGGUAAAUCUCAGGAAAAACGUCGAAAUGUCGAUUUAUCAUUAUCUAAAGUUCAAAAUCAAUUGUCAAUAUCAAUGCUUGAGGUUGAAAAACUAAGAUGCGUAGUUUUUAAUGAAAGAGCCUAUAAUGAUAGUACGAAAACAAAAUUAAAGAACGCAGAAAAUAAAUCUUCUACAUUGGAAAAUGGUUUAAAAAAGAUACACAUUCAAAUUGAAAUUAAAAUGAAAUUAUACGAAAAGAUUAACUGCAAAAUUGAGGAAAUGGAUCAUUUAUUUGGCGAUGCGUCCGGAAAUCCAACAGACUUAAAGAUUAAACAGCUUGAAAAAUCCAUUCACAUAGGAGAACUGCAAGUUCGUGAACAUCAGCAGUUUUGGAUAAUGCUGCAGAAUCAUUUUGUAAAUCUGUCCCAAAAAAGAAACGAUCAGCUAAAUGAAAUUCAAGUCACUCGGAAACAACUAUCCAUUAUUAGGCAAAAGUCAUUAAAAAGUGACCAAGAGCUGGAGAUAUCACAUAGAAAAGCAAAGGAAUUACAAAUAUUUAUUAAAAAAUUUACAUCGAAAUUGGAACUGCUUAACGACAAGAUAUAUAAAAAAAGGAUUCACCAUGAUGUAGAGGAGAGUGAGUUCGACCACGAACAGGCUGAGGAAACUCAAAAACUAAAGAUUGCUGAGCUGGAAAUACUUAAAUUGGAAGGAAAAAUUGUUGAGCUACAAAACGAAAUUGAACUUCACAAAGAUUUUGUAAUAGAUAACCAUAGGGAAACAUUAUCGUGGGAAACAAAAUACAAAAUGAUCGAAGAAACUAUUAAAUGGGCGAAAUUAGAGCGCUCUGUAAAAGGUGAAAUCGGUCUUAUGAAAACUGAAAUACACCGCAUGAAUAUAAGAUAUAGUCAACUUAAACGAGCACAGGAAAGUCUUGUUUUGGAUCUAGAACAUUGCGUUAUGCAUCGUGAACAAAUCUUUGUCAAUGCAUCGGUCAAGGAGCACUUACAAGCCAAAUUUAAGCAAUUAAAAAAUACUUCUCAAAUUCAGGUUAGGCUUGAUGAAGUUCACAAUAGGACUAAGCUCAUAAGUAAUGAAAUAACGUUUUUAUCGGAAAAGCAAUUAAUUGAUGACAUUAAUAAAAUUGAACGUAUGAUUUAUAUGCUCCGUAGAAUUCAGUCAGAUCUUAACGAUAUCAUUAAGGAGGAUGUCAACAUUCAGGAUCGAAUAGAAGAAGGAAUAUUAGCUAAGCAUGCAAACUUGGAACAAAUAAUACGAAAACAGAUGAGAGCAAAAGCUUAUAAAAGGCUUAAUACUUUAAAAUCACAGCAAGUAAUGCUCCGUUCAGAGUUGACAGUUCAACAGCUAUCUCAAAAGCAAAGCGAGCUAAAUUAUAAUCUUACAGAAAUUGCAAAGGCUCUUUUACUAGACUAUCCUAAAAAGAAAUCAUAUGUUUUUAAAGUACUUCAUGUUCUUAAUGACUAGAAAUACAAUAAAAAAUAUAAAUUUUCAUAAUACAGAUAAAAAUAG